Messenger RNA from Rosa rugosa (rugosa rose), 3867 nucleotides. RefSeq lists its product as uncharacterized. The transcript is spliced from 3 exons. The record is from RefSeq and is a predicted model, not a curated record. The coding region runs from base 1 to 3867 and encodes 1288 amino acids. Gene Ontology annotation, molecular function: RNA-DNA hybrid ribonuclease activity; nucleic acid binding. Lineage: Eukaryota; Viridiplantae; Streptophyta; Magnoliopsida; Rosales; Rosaceae.
AUGAAGCUCCUAUACUGUAAUGCCCGGGGAAUUGCUAAUGAUGAUACUCAGCCGGCUCUCUCGGACAUGGUACGUAUUCAUCGUCCUCUUUUUGUUUGUCUUUCUGAACCGUUUAUUCUGCUCGAUAGUAUCAACAGGUCUUUUUGGAGAUCUCUUGGCCUUGUUCCUAUAACAACUAAUAACCGUGGACUUCAAGCACCAAAUUUGUGGGUUUUGGGUCAGGAAGCACUCAAACCUACUGUAAUAUCUUCCACAUAUCAACAGAUCACCUUUUCUUGUUCACUGGAUGGUUUACUUUGUGUUAUUACUGCGGUCUAUGCGAAGACUACCAUUGUUGGGAGAAGAAUGCUUUGGCAGGAUCUUUUUGUGAUUAAUACUUCCCAGCUUUAUGGUCGCCCAUGGGUGGUUUUUGGGGAUUUUAACUGCAUUCUUGGUGCGCAUGAGAAGCGGGGUGGUGGUCCUCCUAACUUAACUUCUUGCAUGGACUUCCAGCAGAUGUGUACUGUUUGUGGCUUAAUUGAUAUUCUGACCAAGGGUCUUGCCUACACUUGGUCUAACCGUCGUAUUGAUGAGAAGUUGGAUAGAGCUUUGGGGAAUCUGGCGUGGUUGGAAGCUUGGCAGGUUUCAGAAUAUGUGGUUGCAACACCCGAAUUUCCUCCAGUUAAUCAGGGAGUUUUGGACCACGCUGGAAUUCCAUGGUUCAGCCGCGAAGAUGAAGCACAAGCACUCUUUCAAGUGGAGCUUUCUUUGCAACACACCAUGCUUCGAGAUAAAUCUCGGGUGAGGUGGCUCAAGGAUGGUGAUCGUAAUACUGCAUUUCUGCAUAACUUGGUAAGGAUUCGUCGCUCGAAUAAAUCCAUCACCUCUCUUUUUGAUGGGAGGGCCAUUUUGCAAGAUCAUGAUUCCAUUGCCAGUUAUAUUGUUCAACACUAUACAAACAUGUUUACUAGAGACCAGGGCAUCAUUGAUACGGGCCUUGUGGAAAGAACCAUUCCCCAUCUAGUUACUGCAGCAGACAAUGAGAUUCUUACUACAAUCCCUACAGAUGAGGAGAUUAUGUUAGCAGUUCAGUCUAUGGAUGGUAGUAGCUCCCCUGGUCCUGAUGGGUUUGGAGGUGGCUUCUUUAAAUUCUGUUGGGAUAUAAUUUCCAAGGAUGUGAUUGAUGCUGUUAGAAGCUUCUUUGCAACUGGGUUCAUUCUUCCCCACUUUAAUUCCAACCUUAUAACUUUGGUUUCGAAAGUUGUUGAAGCACAAGACAUUAGUGACUAUCGUCCGAUUGCUCUGGCAAAUUUCUCUUUCAAAAUCAUUACCAAAAUUUUAGCUGAUCGUCUACGUCCAAUUGCUUCAAGGAUUGUCUCCAAGAAUCAGAGUGCUUUCAUCAAGGGAAGAUCAAUUGCUGACCCUAUUAUCCUUACCUCUGAAUGCAUGAAUCUCCUUGACCAUCGGUGUAAGUAUGGGAAUAUUGCCAUUAAAUUUGACAUAGCAAAGGCAUUUGACACAAUUGAUUGGCAUUUUCUCUUAAAAGUUCUUAGUACCUUUGGGUUUGACUCGGUAUUUGUGAGGUGGGUUCAUUGCAUUCUUCAGUCAGCACAUCUCUCCAUCCUAGUUAAUGGCCAGUCUUGUGGGUUUUUCACUUGUUCAAGAGGAGUGCGCCAAGGCGAUCCUUUAUCACCAAUCCUUUUUUGCCUUGCGGAAGAGGUGUUAAGCAGGGGUUUGUCCUUCCUUGUUUCUCAAAGAGAGAUUGAUUGUAUUGCUGCUCCUGGUGCUUGCAAUCCUCCUUCACAUGUGUUAUUUGCAGAUGAUGUAAUGGUUUUUAUGCAGGCUAGCCCCCUUGGCCUUAAUGCCAUUACCGAGUUUAUAGAGGAAUAUGCAGCUAAUUCUGGCCAGGUUGUGAAUAAAAACAAGUCACUGUUAUUCUUAGAGGCCUCAGCUCGUCCUCGGCAGAGUAUCAUUAUUCAAUCAUUGGGCAUACAGUUAGGAACUCUUCCUUUCAACUAUCUUGGAGUCCCCAUCUUUCAAGGUUGUCCUACUAAUGCAUUUUUACGACCCAUAACGGAUAAGGUCCGUUGUAAACUCAGCUCCUGGAAGGGUAAGUUGUUAUCUCAAGCUGCUAGAUUACAACUUAUUGAUUCUAUAAUACAGAGCUUACUCAUCUAUAGCUUUCAUAUCUAUGCCUGGCCCCAUUCUCUCUUGAAAGUGGUUCAAAGGUGGAUUCGUAACUUCUUUUGGAAUGGGGACCCAUUGAAAGAUGGAGGAGCUUUGGUUUCUUGGGAUCAAGUAUGUCAACCUAAGGACGGAGGUGGUUUGAACCUAAAGAACCUUUUUGUGUUAAGCCAAGCCUUGCUACUUAAACGUGGGUGGGAGGUUGUUUCUAACGUUUCACCUUCAGCGAAGUUUCUACAUGCCCGUUUUCUUUCGAAUGGGUUACAACCUUGUACUUACUACAAAAAAUCCUCAGUAUGGCUAGGUCUAAAAAGAGUUUGGCGAGUUCUACUCUCCAAGCUUCGUUGGAUAAUUGGAGAUGGUAAGUCGAUAAGGUUGUGGAAAGAUAAUUGGAUGGGUGACAUCUUAGGAGAGGCUUUUCAUUUUGAUUCCCAAACUUUGGGGCAACUUGACAAUAAGAUCAGUGACUUCAUUGUGCAUGGAAGAUGGGAUUUGCCAGAUAUUUUCCUCCAGGCCUUUCCCGAUGUAGCGGCUGCUCUCACCUCUCAUACCCUUCCUUUCGAACCUAUGAGGGACCAGGUUGUUUGGUCCGAUACUUCAUCGGGUGUUCCAACGGCUAAGGAUGCGUAUGGCACCUUGUCCCAAUCGCUUCCCAAGUUACAUUGGGGUUCGUUGAUUUGGCAUAAGGCAAUACAACCACGGAAGAGCAUUUGCACCUGGAAGAUUCUUCACAGGAAGAUUCUUACUGAUGAGCGGCUACAAAGGAGGGGUGUGGCCCUUCCAUCUAAAUGCAGCUUUUGUGGGUCGGCUGGGGAAUCAUGGAAGCACCUCUUUUGGAGCUGCAUGGUUUCGAGGAUGAUUUGGAGGUGGUGUUUUAGCAUGUUCAAGUUCCCUUCCAUGCAACGACACUCUAUACAUCAACUCCUUUCAUCAACCUUCAUCUCUUCUCUCUCUCCACCAGUGAAAUUGCUUUGGCGCAUCACUCUUUGCAAUCUUUUUUGGUGCUUUUGGUCAGAAAGGAAUUGGUUGAGACAUGAGGGUGGCACUUUCAACCUCAUCAGAUUCAUGCGCUUUUUCUUAUUGUCCUUAAAAGAGUCAGCAGGUAUGGCUUUUGUCCAUUCUUCCCCAACUUCAACUUAUCCUAUUUUUAAUAUCUUAUUACUUUCAUCUUUGAGAGCAACCUCUCCUCGUUUCAUAAAAGUGACCUGGACGCCUCCCAUUCCCCAUUGGGUCAAGAUUAACACCGACGGUUCUUUUCGAGAUGCGGACAAUGCUGGCUAUGGUGGUAUCGUUCGUGAUGCUGAGGGUGCUUUUGUCCAUGCUUUUGCUUCUAGGGUAAGAGUUCCUAGUGCCCUUGAUGCUAAGGUUCUUGCUUUCCUGGAAGCAAUUGGGGUGGCUAGGUCACGUAAUUGGCGCCAUUUGUGGAUUGAGACGGACUCAGCGGUAGUGGUCAGAUAUUUUGCGUCCCCAUCUCUUGUCCCUUGGAGGCUGCGCAUUGAGUGGCUAAACGGUAUGGUUUUAGCAAGACAAUUGCAGUUACGUGUCACUCACAUCUUUCGGGAAGGGAAUGUUGUGGCAGAUGUGUUAGCUAACUACGGUGCAUCACAUGAAGGUACUCACAGAUGGGAUUCGUUGCCCCAGUUUUUGUCUUCUGCCUUUGGUCGAGACUUUGUUUCAUGGCCGGCCUAUAGAUUUGCUUGUUGA